Molecule: messenger RNA, 984 nt
Organism: Teleopsis dalmanni
Lineage: Eukaryota; Metazoa; Arthropoda; Insecta; Diptera; Diopsidae
Product: S-methyl-5'-thioadenosine phosphorylase-like
Exons: 1
Coding region: 58-948 (296 amino acids)
Biological process (GO): nucleoside metabolic process
Cellular component (GO): cytosol
Molecular function (GO): S-methyl-5-thioadenosine phosphorylase activity
Source: RefSeq, a predicted model, not a curated record
UAUUAAAUAAAUCAAUUAAAUUAAAAUUAAUUUAGGUUUUUUUAUCAAAAUUUCGGUAUGGCAGAGGCACCAGUUUACAAAAAUCUUUUACCGAUAAAAGUUGGUAUAAUUUGUGGUGUUGGUUACUUCAACCAAAAAUUACUAUUUGCACCAAAAGAAAUAGAAGUCUCGACAAUAUAUGGGAAACCAUCUGACGCACUACUGGAAGGUACUAUACAAGAUUAUACUUGCGUUCUACUUGCACGUCAUGGUCGCAGAGAUAAUAUAUCCCCUUCAUGUGUAAAUUAUAGAGCUAACAUUUGGGCUUUAAAAGAGAUCGGUUGCACUCAUAUUAUCAGUAUUUACGACUGCAGUAGCUUAAGUAAAGGUUUACGUCGAGGAGAAUUUGUGGUGCCACAUGAUAUUAUUGAUCUUACAAAUGCACGAAGUAAUACAUUUUAUGAUGGCGACGAAAGGAGUCCACAGGGCGUUAUGGCAAUGUCACUUUCUCCACCAUUUUCUCUACAUUUUCGUCAUGUUAUGAUCGACAUUAUGAAAAGCUUGGCAGUACCAGUACAUGAUGAUGCUAUAAUAGUUUGCACUGAGGGUCCGCAUUUUCCUACACGUGCUGAAUGUAAGUUAAUGGCCGAAUGGGGAGGUGAAAUUUUUAAUUCGUGUGCAAUGCCUGAACCUGUUCUUGCCAAAGAAAUUGGCCUAUUAUACAUGCCUAUAGCAGCAGUGACCAAUCAUGAAUGUUGGAAUGAGAACGAUUAUGCAUUUAAUAAACUUAAUAUGCAUAAGCUCAAACAUACAUACAAUCAAUGGUUGCAGACAGUAAUCGGUAGAUUUAUAACUAGCAUACCAAGACACAACUGGGACAGAGAGCUUUGUAUUGCUAAAGAUAUUAUUAAUGAUAGCAAAAUGCCAGUACCAAGUCGUGGACUUUACACAUACAAAUUUUUGGAAUAAAAAUAAAAAAACAUAAGAAUAAUCAUAAUAUAAAAU